This is a messenger RNA of Micropterus salmoides (largemouth bass), 4066 nucleotides long. RefSeq names its product carnitine O-octanoyltransferase (gene crot). Bases 1636 to 3474 code for a protein of 612 amino acids. The record is from RefSeq and is a predicted model, not a curated record. The transcript has 17 exons. NCBI's taxonomy places the organism in Eukaryota, Metazoa, Chordata, Actinopteri, Centrarchiformes, Centrarchidae. Gene Ontology annotation, molecular function: carnitine O-octanoyltransferase activity. Gene Ontology annotation, cellular component: peroxisome.
AGGAAGAGCUGCUGCUGCUGCAGCUGCAAACAACACUUUCAACAACACUUUCAACCACUUCACCUGCCAGCUGGCUAAAGAUAUUUCUGCUGUAAACUAAAGUCAACAUAUCCUGAAGAAGGUGAGCUGACAGGGGUGAUUGAAAGCUACGAUUGACGUUUUUUAAUCAAGUUUAACCUAACGCUAACUUAAGUUACAUGUCAAACGUUGUUGGUAUAAAACCGAAGGCGAGCGAGAGCAACGUUAAGUUCGCUAACUAGUGCACCUUAACAGCUCAGUAACCUUAACUAGCUAGUGCACUGAAAACUUUUGAGGUCCUUUUGAUUUAAUAAUAAGGUUAAACGAGUGCAAACGUUUUCAGACUGACGAGUAACGUUAGCUAGCUUAAGGAAAACCGUUAAGUCCGUUUGCAUUUAUUAACUUAUAAACAAGUAAAAAAAUCCUAAUAUCUGAGUGCUUUCAUCAUGCAGGUUGGUACUCUGUAAGCCAAGUUACACUAACAACAUUUAUCGAUUCAUAUCGGGUCGUAAAAAACAGUUUAUGAACUAAAAUGUUUGAUAAAGAUAGCAACACAGCCUAUGAACAUUUUAAAGCUACGUUACUUAUUAUUCUAGCAUACAAACUAUGUGAUAUUAUAAGUGGCAGGAAAAGUCAUAUUUUGGGGGUAUUUCGCCAAAUGCUAAACUGACUGUGGGAACAGUGAAAUUCAAAUCUCUUAUCUACUGUAUACUGUGCAUACUUGCUCAGGGAUCAUCCAGUGGGGGAAGAAGUACUAUUUAUUUUUGUACUCCGUUACAAGUAAAUCCUGGAUUAAAAUUUUUACUUAAAGGUCAUAUUAUGCUAAUUAUAAUAAUCAUCACGCGCUUUGUCACUGGUUUGUGAAAUUCAUGGACAGGAUAUUGAGGCAUAGUUGGGGUGGGGAGGGAUUGCAGUUCAGUGGGCUGGGGAUCUCAUCACAGAUGAAUGGAAGUGGCCAUGAUGGAAUCAUCAGUCCUUGACCUUCAGCACUCACUGGAACGGUUCACAGCUCAACGCGAAGUGGCGGGGAUGACGAUUAAGUCUGAGUCCAUGGUUCGCAGCAAUUAACCGAUGGAGUGCCUACUCCAGGUAGGGGAUGAGUACUAACACCAAGUGAAGGAGUUCAAGUACCUUGGGGUCUUGUUCGCGAAUGAGGGGACAUUGGACCGGGAGACUGGCUGGAAAAUUGGAGUAUUGGAGGUAUUACUGCACCAUCGUGACGAAAAGUCUACUGGUCAGUUUUCGUUCUACCUUACCCUCACCUACCUAGAACUAGAUCGCACGUACAAGCGGCCAAAAUGGUUUUUCUCUGGAGGGUGGCUAGCAUCUCCCUUAGAGAUGGGGUGAGAAGCUCAGUCGUCAGUGAGGAACUCUAGAGCCUCUGCUCCUUUGCGGCGAAAGGAGCCAGUUGGUAGACGUCUCCUUAGGGAGGUGUUACAGGCUUGUCCAGCUUUGAGACGGCCUCGGGCAAGAACCAGGACAAGGGAAAGAGAUCACACUUGCCUGGGAACAUCUCGGGAUCCCCCAGUCAGAGCUGGAUAGUGUGUCUCGGGAAAGGGAAGUUUGGGAUCCCCUGUUGGAGCUGCUUUCCCCGUGACCCGACCAUGUAAGGAAGAAAUGGCUAAUCAUUUGUCAGAGUCUCUGCCAGAGCGGACCUUCGGGUACCAAAGCAGCCUGCCACCGCUGCCUGUCCCGUCACUAGAGAUGAGCCUUUUCAAGUACCUGGAAGCAGUUCAUCCAUUUGCAUCUGAGACUGAGUUUAAGGCUACAGCGGACAUUGUGAAGAAAUUUCAAGAGGGUGUUGGGAAAGAGCUGCACUUGAAACUACUGCAGAGAGCCAGGACAAAGAAAAACUGGCUGGAAGAAUGGUGGUUAGACGUUGCCUAUCUGGAGGUCCGCAUCCCCUCUCAGCUGAAUGUGAACUUUGGCGGCCCGGGACCCUACCUGGAGCACUGCUGGCCCCCUGCAGAGGGAACUCAUCUACAGAGGGCCAGUAUAAACACAUGGCAUACGCUACAGUACUGGAACCUGAUCCGCACGGAGAGGCUGGCUCCUCAGAAAGCUGGCAAAACAGCAUUAGAUAUGGACCAGUUCAGAAUGCUGUUCUGCACUUGCAAAGUACCUGGAGUAAAGAAGGACACCAUUCGUAACUACUUUAAGACCGAGCGUGAGGGUCCGUGCCCCUCCCAUUUGGUAGUGAUGUGUCGUGGACGGAUCUUCACAUUUGACGCUCUCUAUGACGGACAGAUCCUCACCCCUCCAGAACUACUCAGGCAGUUGAGCUAUGUGACAGAGCGCUGUGAGGGAGAGCCAGAGGGAGAUGGAGUGGCUGCUCUCACCUCAGAGGAGAGGACUCGCUGGGCGAAAGCCAGGGAGCAUCUAAUAAGCAUUGAUCCACACAAUAAGACCAUCCUGGAGACCAUCCAGAGCAGCCUGUUCGUCGUAUCUCUGGACGAAACAAAACCCUACUCUACUCCAGAGAACUACACAAAUAUAACCCGGGAAGCCCUUACAGGCGACGCCACCAUCCGCUGGGGUGACAAAUCGUACAAUUCACUCGUGUUCGCCAAUGGCACUUUUGGAUCCACGUGUGAUCAUGCACCAUAUGAUGCCAUGGUACUGGUGUCUAUGUGUUGGUAUCUGGACCAGCAAAUUAAAGCUGCAGAAGGCAAAUGGAAGGGCUCAGACGCAGUCAGACACGUGCCCGUUCCUGAAGAGCUGGUGUUUACUGUGGACGAACAAGUCCGGAGUGACAUCAGCCACGCCAAACAGCAAUACCUGGAGUCGACACAGGACCUGCAGGUGGUGUGUUACGCCUUCACUGCAUUUGGAAAAGCAGCCAUUAAACAGAAAAAGCUGCAUCCAGACACUUUUGUUCAACUAGCAAUGCAGUUGGCCUACUACAGAAUAUACAAAAAGCCAGGAAGUUGUUAUGAGACAGCAAUGACUCGCAAGUUCUACCAUGGUAGGACGGAGACUAUGCGGCCCUGCACCCAGGAGGCACUGAAGUGGUGUGAAGCCAUGAUGGACCCCUCGUGCGACGUUAAUGCCAAGAGGAAAGCCCUGCUGGUGGCCUUCAAUAAACACAACAAACUGAUGGCUGAAGCCCAGGAAGGAAAAGGUUUUGACAGGCAUCUUCUUGGGCUGUAUCUUAUUGCCAAGGAGGAGGGACGUCCCACUCCAGAACUCUUCACAGAUCCCCUCUAUGCAAAGAGUGGCGGUGGUGGUAACUUUGUGCUGUCGUCCAGUCUGGUGGGCUACACCACAGUUCUUGGGGCCGUGGCUCCCAUGGUGCACCAUGGCUAUGGCUUUUUCUAUCGCAUCAGAGAUGACAGGAUUGUGGUCUCCAUCUCGGCGUGGAAGUCUUGCCAUCAGACAGAUGCUGUGUCACUAUUUAACAGCUUCUGUAGCUCCUUGCACGAGAUGCUCCACUUGGCCACCACAUCUCAGCUUUAAGUGCUCACACCGACAGACAGCAGCUAAACACAAGCUAAUUUACCUUUUACCUCUCAACAUAUGUUUGAACUUCAAUGGACACACAGUUCACAAACCGUCAGUUAAUAGCUGACAGCUAGCGAUAGUCAUGUUUGUUCUCAGCACAGAUCAAUGCAAAGGUACAGAAUCAGUACUUAUAUGUACCUUUAGUGUAAAUUGUUGUUUUGUGUGUAUAUAUUUAUCCGGAUUCUCUGAUUUUCAUGAUUGUAGAACACAUUUUAUUGAGAAUGUUUCAUUUUAAAUUCUGACCAUAUUAAUCCACCUUUAAACUGAGCUGACGCUAAAGCUGAAGAUCUUUUUAUGAUGUAUGUUCUCCAGUGGGUAAAGAUUCAGUAGAAAGUGAGGCUGUUCUGAGGUGGAAAACUGACAGGAAAAUUACUUCUGACUGCUGUGGCUGCUGGCCUUCGAUUUAGUAAAAAAGGCAUUCCAGUGAAACUCAUGAUUGAAGUUCAGUAAAAUAUAUUUGUUAUUUUUUGGAUUGGUGGAACAACACUCAGGUGUUACUUCAGUUGGACUGAAAUCAGUAAACAUCUUCUUGUGACUUGGUUAAAGG